AUGGUUAAAAAUUUUAAAAAAUUUAAAGAUGAUGUCCCCACAGCAAGACAAGUUGGUCGAAGACAACCCCAAAGUGUGAACUUUGACUCGUCACAAUCAGAUAAUCCUACUUCGAAAUCUCCUAUAUCAACAUCUCCUGGACUGUCAUCAUUUACUCAAUCUGAACGACCUAUUGGGGUAAAAAAAGCUAAAUUGAAAAGGAAAAAUAAUGAUCAUGAGUCAAGUAUAGUGGAGUCCAUCGAUACAAAUAACAACCGACUUAUAGACAUGUUAGACAAGGCGAGCUUGGACAUGCAAGUAGCAUUUGAUAUCGAACGAGAAAAGAUAGCCAUGAAAAAAGAUAAAGAUGAAUGGAAAUUUAUAAUGAAAGAUUUGAAUUCCAUUGCUGAUCCAAACGUGCGUGAGUACGUUCGAGCUCAACAGAUUAAAAUAAUACAAAAAAGAAAUCAACAAGAACAAGGGUCUGCUUCUAAUUUUGGUAAUUAUUUCAAUGAUAUUGGACACUCUGGAUCCGAUCUACCAGAUUAUUAA
This is a messenger RNA of Asparagus officinalis (garden asparagus), 531 nucleotides long. RefSeq lists its product as uncharacterized. The transcript has a single exon. The coding region runs from base 1 to 531 and encodes 176 amino acids. The record is from RefSeq and is a predicted model, not a curated record. Lineage: Eukaryota; Viridiplantae; Streptophyta; Magnoliopsida; Asparagales; Asparagaceae.